AUGGCGCCCGCCAGGGGGUCCGCGCCCGCGGCGCCGUCUGCGUCACGGCUGACACCUGGCCUGUGGACGACGACGACUGCCACAACGGCGGCGGCGGCUACGACGGUCUGGCGCACGGGCCUUGGACCUUGGGAGGGAGGUCGCCUGCGCGGCGGGUUGGGGUUGCGCCUGCGGGAGCUGGGGGGCCAGGGGGAGGAGGCAGGCGCCGAUCCGCAGGGCAUGUGCCCGCACGCGCCGCAGGGCCGCCGCUCCGGGGACGCGCCCCGUCGAGCUCCAAAUCGUUUUAUUACUACGUGCGAGGCCCGGGCGCACAUCCGAUUAGAUGCCGCGGCACCCGAGACCUCCGGAGCCGCCAGAUCUUAG
Molecule: messenger RNA, 363 nt
Organism: Prorocentrum cordatum
Lineage: Eukaryota; Dinophyceae; Prorocentrales; Prorocentraceae
Source: the annotation of a GenBank genome assembly